AUGUCUCUCUGUGAAGUUCCUAACCAAACCCAGAGCAUAAGCGAAGUAAGCCCCCAGAAGGAAAAUUGGAAUAUUAUCGCUAGGGUCAUUCGUUCAUGGUUUGUUCCUGAUUUCACUAAACAGAGGUGUCCUUUUUCCAUGGAGUUCGUUAUUCAAGACAAAGAGGGUUCUAAAAUACAUGCUUCAAUUAGACGUACUCUAAUUUACAAAUUUCAAAAUGACAUUUCUGAAGGCCAUGUUUAUGCUAUACAAAACUUCAGUGUUGCUCCGAAUUCUGGAAUAUACAGAACAACACACCACCCUUAUAAGAUAAAUUUCCAGUUUGGUACAAAAGUUUCUUUGGUUAAUGUUAAUUUGGUUCCUCAUAUUAAACCACAAUACACACCUUUGUCUUUAUUGACAACCUCUGCAUUUGAUACUGAUUAUUUGGUUGAUAUUUUGGGAUUACUGGUCGGAGUGGGGACUGAAAGAGAAUUGCAAGUUGAUGGAAAGACAACAAAAUUAAAUGUCAUAGCAAUAGAAGCCGAUGGGUUUCGAAUAGAGUGUACUUUGUUUGGUAUUUAUGUGGAUGAACUGAAUGUAUUUCUUUCGAGUGGAGAAGUACAAAAUACUGCUGUGAGCAUAGAAUUUGCGAAAGUCAAAACUUUUCAAGAUAAGGUUCAAGUUCAAAAUUGUAAGUUCUGCACCCGUAUUAAGUACAAUGUUAACUUCAAGGAAGCAUCUGAACUUAAAUCAAGAAUGAUUGAGAACAAUGAAUCUCCCUCUCAAGGAUUAACGCAACUUUCUCAGACUUCAAAAAAUACUGUCGAAGAGGACUUUUUAACACUUACACCUAGAACCAACAUUCAAGGUCUAAAAGAUUGUAAAGAGGUCACCACUUUCAUAUUGUUUGGAACAAUUAAGCAUAUCUUGGUUGACGAUGACUGGUGGUAUACUGCUUGUGUGUGCAACAAAGCUGUUUAUCCAGAUUCAAAGAUGUUCUUUUGUGAAAAGUGUAACAAGCAUGUUAUAAAAGUCUUUCCAAGAUAUAGGAUUAAGAUCCGAGUUAUGGACUCUUCCGAUUCAACCACAUUUGUCCUCUUUGAUAGGGAUGCAACUACCCUUUUCAAAAAAACUUGUGCUGAUAUGUUAGACGCUCAUGAUAAGGUAUAG
Vigna unguiculata (cowpea) is the source of this 1152-nucleotide messenger RNA. NCBI's taxonomy places the organism in Eukaryota, Viridiplantae, Streptophyta, Magnoliopsida, Fabales, Fabaceae. The record is from RefSeq and is a predicted model, not a curated record.